Scomber scombrus (Atlantic mackerel) is the source of this 1408-nucleotide messenger RNA. It is a transcript of the gene plek, whose product is annotated as pleckstrin. Bases 159 to 1214 code for a protein of 351 amino acids. Gene Ontology annotation, biological process: intracellular signal transduction; actin cytoskeleton organization. Gene Ontology annotation, cellular component: plasma membrane. The record is from RefSeq and is a predicted model, not a curated record. NCBI's taxonomy places the organism in Eukaryota, Metazoa, Chordata, Actinopteri, Scombriformes, Scombridae. The transcript has 9 exons.
CAACUUCCUGCUUGUGCUGUUGCCUGUUUGUGGUUUUUAAAACUUGAAAUAGCGAGAGCGAGAGAGAGAGAGAAAGUAGGUGGACUGGGUUGAAAACGUUUUCGACAGUCAAAAAUCAACAAAAGUUGCAGCGAACAGCAGCAGCAGAGAACAGGGUAAUGGAGCCUGAAGAGAUCAGAGAGGGAUACCUGGUGAAAAAGGGUACAGUACUAAACUCCUGGAAAGCUGUAUGGGUGGUGCUGUCAGAAGAUGGGCUUGAUUUCUAUAAAAAGAAAACAGACCGUUCUCCGAAAGGGAUGAUCCCUUUAAAGGGAGCAACACUCAUCAAUCCUUGCCAGGAUUUUGGCAAGAGGAUGAUGGUAUUCAAGAUUACAACAGAGAAGAAACAGGAUCAUUUCUUCCAAGCCUCACAUGUGGAGGAGAGAGAGUUUUGGGUCAAGGACAUUAAGAGGGCCAUUACCUGCCUCCAAGGGGGAAGAAAGUUUGCCAGGAAGUCAACAAGACGAUCCAUUCGCCUGCCUGACACAAUCAACCUAACUGAGCUGUACACUCUGAUGAAAGACCAGGAUGAUGGAGUCAAAGAGUUAAAACUGGAGCAAGAGAAUAGAGUCUUCAACCACUGUUUCACUGGUGCAACUGUGGUAGAAUGGCUGAUCUCAAAGGAGAAAGCGAGAAAUAGGCCUGAGGCCCUCAUGUUAGCAACAGGGCUCAUGAACGAAGGUUUUCUCCAGCCUGCUGGUGACCUGUCAAAAGAGGGAGCUGAGGGUGGUGAACAAUCGGCCUUCUUAGAUCAGACAGAUGCUCUCUACUACUUUGCAGACAGCGGGUUCUUCUGUGAAGGAUAUUCCAGUGAUGACGAUGUACUUGUAAAGGAAGAAUUCAGAGGAAACAUCAUAAAACAGGGAUGUUUACUUAAGCAGGGUCAUAGGAGGAAAAACUGGAAAGUGCGAAAGUUCAUACUGAGAGACGAUCCUGCUUAUAUGCAUUAUUAUGAUCCUACAAAGGGUGAAGAACCUCUGGGUUCAAUCCAUCUCCGAGGGUCUGUGGUUACAGCUGUGGAGUAUGUGCCUGACGCCAAGAAAUACGACGUUGACGGCAACCUCUUUGAGAUCAUCACUUCAGAUGAGACUCACUACUUCCUCCAAGCAGCUACAGCUGAAGAAAGAAAGGAGUGGAUCAAAGCAAUACAGGCAGUGUCAAAAAGUGGAAAAUAACAGAAGCAGCUAAGCAGUAGAGGAAGAUUUGCUAGCCAUUCAAACUUACUGAGUAUAAAGUCCCACAUUUGAUAGAGAUAUAAUGACAUUAAACAGUGUGUCAGCUACGAAUAACUGAUUAACUCAUGUCUUUUAACUUGCAAAAGUCACAAACUCAAAACAUGUUAGAAUGCAUAACACACUGAGACAUUAAA